GCGACACAGGAAUUUACUUACGAAUGCACCUGUAGAAAUUGCGGUAAAAACACGUUUUCUCGUAAACACCGAGAAAAAGGUUUUUGAAACACCUUGCACAACUAAUUGAAAUGCGAUAGGAGUUUCACGGCAGUCAAAAUGGAGCAAUUUAUUUUCUUUGUUGUUUUUCUUGGUGCUAUCUAUGGUCAGCAGCAAAGCCAAGCAAAGGAAGACCGGGACGACUUUCAAAAACAAGCGACAUUUUCCGCCAUCGAAGGCUUUGAGCUUCCCAGGGGUGUAUAUGCAAAUAUGAAAGUGGCGCAUGCGUUUGAGUGCAGCUCCGCUUGCCUGUCAGACGCGCGGUGCAGAUCUGCAAACUACCACAAAAAUUAUAAUCCCAUGAAUCUGUGCGAGCUGAGCAGCGUAGCAGUCAUUGAGAAGACUGAGCUUGCUGUAAAUGAAAAUGUGACAUAUUAUAAACGAAGCUUCUCAGAUGUGUGCGCAAACUGCAAGAAUGGCGCGCGGUGCACUCGCAUCGAUAACUUGCAAGGCUACGAGUGCCACUGCCCGCCAUUCAAUACCGGCAUGCGUUGCGAAGGCUGGACAGUGAACAUCUCUUCAUGCAAAGAUAUCUUGAACAAAACGAGUUAUCGUACGAACAUGGCGUACACGUUUACCGUGGGCUCAGAAGAAACCAGUGUCUACUGUCACAUGUCAAGUAUCUGCGGAAGUGGGGGAUGGACGCUGGUCAUGAAGACAGACGGCAGACAGAAUACCUUUCAGUACAGCUCCAAAUACUGGUCAGACAAGCUUGCCUAUAACCCUGAAGCAGGAUUAACCGGUCUUGAUGGCGAUGAGACCAAGCUGUCCACCUAUUGGAGCGUGCCGUUUGACCAGAUCUGCUUGGGGAUGGAAGUCGGCGACAAAAUCAAGUGGCUAACCCUUGACUACCCCUCUGCGUCCCUUUAUGACGUCAUCGCUGAUGGCAAUUUCAAGAAUCUGUCUAUGUCGCGCGAUGAUUGGCUGGGACUUAUCGAGGGUUCACAACUUCAGGCUAAUUGUGACCAAAAUGGCUUUAAUGCAAGACGUGUUCGGAUCGGCAUUAUUGGAAAUCAGGAAAACCACUGUAACAGUCCAGAUAGUUUUGUUGGUAUUGGAAGUAACCAUGUAUCAGUAUCUGUAGGUAAUACAUGCGUAUUGGGCUGCCAAUCCAACCGUCCAGCAAAUGGUUACAUUUUAAUCAGAUGAACAUCUGUAAGAUGUAAAAUUGCUGCACUAUUUCAGGAAUUGUUGAUAUCAUGCAAACAAUACUUACUUUCUGAAUCCAAUCUUUUCACUUACACAAUAUUUUCAAUCUUUUCAUUUCAUUGUUUUUAAAGUGAAAAAAGUAAUUAAUCUAGCCAAUAGACUCCCCGAAGGCUAGAAAACAGUAUUAGCAGUUAACUGAAAUUUGUUACUAAAUGUACCAGAACACCAGAAAUAGCUAGCUUACAUUAAUGUAAGUAUUAUUAGAUUCUAUUAAUUACGAUUAGCGAUCACGAAAAUUGUUUUAGCAGUGCGUUUGUAAAACACGUGAAUAAUGGUUAAAAUAUAUUCUAAGGGAAAGUUCAUUUAUUAUCCCGAGGGGGCGGGGGGCGUGAGGAUUUUAAUAAAAGUAAGGGAUAAAAUAAGUUGACCCCCCUUCUGGAGUAACAAAAUUUUUCAUGUUCCCCUUACGUUUCCCCAUAUUUUGGGUCCCCCCCCCCCCUCCCGAAAACCGGAGAAAAAUGAGCAAAGGAAUGAACGGCAAUGACACGUGCAAGAGAUUAGCUGCAAGCUGGACAAAAAGUGAUGGGGAAAGGAAUUGGAUGAAAACAUCAAUUUCAGAUAAAGUGAAGGCACUAAAUUUCUCAAAGAUGCGACUAACUCCAGGUCGCAACCUGAUAAUGGUUGAUGCUAUAGAUGCCGUAAAAAAAGCAAAAAAGGCUUUUCGAUCUUCUCCUUGCAUGAGAAUAGAAAAGAAAGAAAGCGAGGAAGGCAGCGAAUCGGAUAUGAGCGAGGAUUUUGAUGACGGAGAAUGAGCGCUUAUAGCAUUGAAACGUUUUGUUUAUAAUUUUAGAUAUUGAACAUAAACACUUUAUAAUAUUAUAUAGCGGAAACCAUGAAAAGAUGUAUUUAGGGUGUAUACAGUUUUGCAUUGCAUUGAUAAAACGAGGCUUAAUACGUU
This is a messenger RNA of Nematostella vectensis (starlet sea anemone), 2185 nucleotides long. RefSeq lists its product as uncharacterized. The record is from RefSeq and is a predicted model, not a curated record. The transcript is spliced from 6 exons. Gene Ontology annotation, molecular function: oligosaccharide binding. NCBI's taxonomy places the organism in Eukaryota, Metazoa, Cnidaria, Anthozoa, Actiniaria, Edwardsiidae. Bases 139 to 1227 code for a protein of 362 amino acids.